AGUGAGUCGGUGAAAUACUUCCUGGAUAACCUGGACCGGAUUGGCCAGCCGAACUAUAUCCCGAGUCGGCAGGACAUUCUGUUUGCACGGAAGGCGACUAAAGGAAUCGUAGAACACGACUUUAUCAUAAAGAAGAUUCCGUUUAAGAUGGUUGAUGUGGGGGGUCAGAGGUCACAGAGACAGAAAUGGUUUCAGUGCUUCGACGGAAUCACAUCUAUACUGUUCAUGGUGUCAUCAUCCGAGUACGACCAGGUUCUGAUGGAGGACCGGAGGACCAAUCGGCUGGUAGAGAGCAUGAACAUCUUUGAGACGAUCGUGAACAACAAGCUCUUCCUCAACGUGUCCAUCAUCCUCUUCCUCAACAAGACUGACCUGCUGGUGGAGAAGCUAGGCCAGUCUGACAUCACUAAACACUUCCCAGAAUACAGGGGAGACCCUCGCAGGCUGGAGGAUGUACAGGCGUUCCUGGUGCAAUCGUUCAGUCGUAAGCGGCGUAACCGUGGGAAACCUCUGUUUCAUCACUUUACCACGGCGAUCGACACGGAGAACAUCCGCUUUGUGUUCCACGCUGUUAAAGACACCAUACUGCAAGAGAACCUCAAAGACAUCAUGCUGCAGUGACACACACACACAUUAUAUAUACACACACACAUUAUAUACACACACACACACACAUUAUAUACACACACACAUUAAAUACACACACACAUUAAAUACACACACACAUUAUAUACACACACACAUUAUAUACACACACACACACAUUAUAUAUACACACACACAUUAUAUACACACACACACAUUAUAUACACACACACAUUAUAUACACACACACACACAUUAUAUAUACACACACACAUUAUAUACACACACACACACAUUAUAUACACACACACACACACACACAUUAUAUACACACACACACACACACACACACACACACACACAUUAUAUACACACACACACAUUAUAUACACACACACACAUUAUAUACACACACACACAUUAUAUACACACACACAUUAUAUACACACACACAUUAUAUACACACACACAUUAUAUACACACACAUUAUAUACACACACACACAUUAUACACACACACACAUUAUACACACACACACAUUAUAUACACACACACAUUAAAUACACACACACAUUAUAUAUACACACACACACACACAUUAAAUACACACACACACAUUAUAUACACACACACACAUUAUAUACACACACACACACAUUAAAUACACACACACACAUUAAAUACACACACACAUUAUAUACACACACACACACACACACACAUAUUAAAUACACACACACAUUAUAUACACACACACACAUUAAAUACACACACACAUUAAAUACACACACACAUUAUACACACACACACACAGACACACACAUUAAAUACACACACACAGACACACAUUAUAUACACACACACACAUCAUACACACACACACAUAGAUUCUAGACACACACGUUAUACACAUACAUACACACACACACUAACAUUAUAUAUACACACAUUAUACAGGUAUUAUAUAGAGCCCCCCCCCCUCCCCUCCCCUGUGUUUGUAGAUUAUAGAACCACUAGAAGGGAGGAUUUCCCCUUCUGAACAGCGGUCCAUGGUGGAUGGACCAGACCGGCUGCCAUUUUGGUCUUCUGUGGACCCUUGAUGGACUGGAUGUUAGAGUCACCUGCUCUGGAAGUUCUGCAGUUGUUUCAUGCUGUCGGCCAUUUUACAUCAACUAGAUGGAAUUUUCCGCCAUUUUGACAGUUCUUGUGGAUUUUUAGAACUAUAUCCGUUCUAGAAUUGAUCCGUUCUAGAAUUGAUCUGUUCUAGAAUUGAUCUGUUCUAGAAUGUAUAUUUCUAUGACCUGAGUAACCACUGCACUGAGAAGCAGACAGACAGUCCUCCUGAACUCUGGACUCUGACCUAUGGAAUAGUCAAUAGGUCAAUACAGGGUCAUUAUCUUUGGAACCCUGAGAGGUCAAAGAGGCCUGACCGGUGACCCUGGGGAUCGUAGUGGAUUAUGAGAACUGCAGUCUCAGGACAAGGAAGACUCUUAAUGACAUCACUGAUAUGAUGACAUUGUGGAUGACAUUAUCACAGCAGGAGACCAAUCAUAGGACUGAGAACUCGUCUAACAUCCUGCUGGUCUCCAACUUCUUCUUCUUCAGCCCUUCUGAUUCUGUUACAUCAGAGAUAGACAGACACUAAAUAGAGGAGUAAGAGUUGGUAGAAAGACAGAGACAGAGAGAGAGAGACAGAGAGACUAAAUAGAGGAGGAAGAGGAGACAGAGAGAGAGAGAGACAGAGAGAGACAAAAUAGAGGAGGAAGAGUUGGUAGAGAGAGAGAGACAGAGAGAGACAGAGAGUGAGAGACAGAGAGACAGAGAGACAUAGAGAGAGAGAGACAAAAUAGAGGAAGAAGAGUUGGUAGAGAGAGAGACAGACAGACAGACAGACAGACACACAGACAGACACACAGAGAGAGAGACUAAAUAGAGGAGGAAGAGUUGGUAGAGAGAGAGAAAGAGAGACAGAGAGAGAGAGAUCAGUCCAGUCAUAUGUUAUGUGAUCAUCAUCGUGUUGCACAAGUGUUCCUCUUGGUGAACUUAAAGUGAGUUUCUCUCUCUCUCUCUCUCUCUACUCCCCUCCCCCUCUCCCUCCUCCUAUCACAUGUUGACGAUAUCAGUACAUCAUAUUCAGGACAGAAACUCUUAAUGUGAGUUUGUCUCUCUCUCCCUCUAUUCUGUCUCUGUAACCACUGCCCCCUCUUCCUCUCCUUUCCUCCGCUGCCCCCCCCACACACACAAAGGAGUGAUUGUACCCCCUCACCCCCCCUCUCCUCCUCUGUUGUGGCUGGAAAGAUGAAUUAAUGACUCUGAGGGUAAAGAAACCCCCCACCCUUACACCAGAACAUCUAGUCUAACUAGUCUAACUUGUUACCAACACUACCUUAUAACCACUGUCCCUCUCUCUGCCUCCUCUCCUCCCUCUCCAGACACUGUCCCUCUCUCUGCCUCCUCUCCUCCCUCUCCAGACACUGUCCCUCUCUGCCUCCUCUCCUCCCUCUCCAGACACUGUCCCUCUCUCUGCCUCCUCUCCUCCCUCUCCAGACACUGUCCCUCUCUCUGCCUCCUCUCCUCCCUCUCCAGACACUGUCCCUCUCUCUGCCUCCUCUCCAGACACUGUCCCUCUCUCUGCCUCCUCUCCUCCCUCUCCAGACACUGUUCAUCUCUCUUCCUCCUCUCCUCCCUCUCCAGACACUGUCCCUCUCUCUGCCUCCUCUCCUCCCUCUCCAGACACUGUUCCUCUCUCUGCCUCCUCUCCUCCCUCUCCAGACACUGUUCCUCUCUCUGCCUCCUCCCUCUCCAGACACUGUCCCUCUCUCUGCCUCCUCUCCUCCCUCUCCAGACACUGUUCCUCUCUCUGCCUCCUCUCCUCCAGACAUUGUUCAUCUCUCUGCCUCCUCUCCUCCCUCUCCAGACACUGUUCCUCUCUCUGCCUCCUCUCCUCUCCUCCCUCUCCAGACACUGUUCAUCUCUCUGCCUCCUCUCCUCCCUCUCCAGACACUGUCCCUCUCUCUGCCUCCUCUCCACCCUCUCCAGACACAUUAACUCUCUCUGCCUCCUCUCCUCCCUCUCCAGACACAUUAACUCUCUCUGCCUCCUCUCCUCUCUCUCCAGACACUGUCCCUCUCUCUGCCUCCUUUCCAGACACUGUCCCUCUCUCUGCCUCCUCUCCUCCCUCUCCAGACACUGUUCCUUCUGUUUAUGUAAGUGUCUAUAUAGCCUACUGUGUGUAUCUGUUCUCUGUGAGUGUGUAUAUAGCCUACUGUGUGUAUCUGUUCUCUGUGAGUGUGUAUAUGGCCUACUGUGUGUAUCCGUUCUCUGUGAGUGUGUAUAUAGCCUACUGUGUGUAUCUGUUCUCUGUGAGUGUGUAUAUAGCCUACUGUGUGUAUCCGUUCUCUGUGAGUGUGUAUAUAGCCUACUGUGUGUAUCCGUUCUCUGUGAGUGUGUCUAUAGCCUACUGUGUGUAUCCGUUCUCUGUGAGUGUGUAUAUAGCCUACUGUGUGUAUCCGUUCUCUGUGAGUGUGUAUAUAGCCUACUGUGUGUAUCCGUUCUCUGUGAGUGUGUAUAUAGCCUACUGUGUGUAUCCGUUCUCUGUGAGUGUGUAUAUAGCCUACUGUGUGUAUCUGUUCUCUGUGAGUGUGUCUAUAGCCUACUGUGUGUAUCUGUUCUCUGUGAGUGUGUAUAUAGCCUACUGUGUGUAUCCGUUCUCUGUGAGUGUGUAUAUAGCCUACUGUGUGUAUCCGUUCUCUGUGAGUGUGUAUAUAGCCUACUGUGUGUAUCUGUUCUCUGUGAGUGUACUGUAGAACUGUGUCAAAACACACUACUACUAUCACCACUAACCCCAACGUUACCCUGCCGUGUGUACAGUUCCAUUGUUGUAUCUUCUCUAACUGUUGUUGUUGUUGUUGUUGUUGUUGUUGAUUGCACUGGAUGAAAUCUCAUAUAGCGAAAUUGAUUGAAAAAAAAACAGAUUGUUCUGGAAAAACAGAAGAGUGGAGGAGGUGUUGUGCACAUUUAUUGUUUGGUCUGUGUUUGUUUUUCUACAGGCUAGCCUUGGUUCUGUUCUGAUAAAUACAACACUGUGUUUGUUUUUCUACUGGCUAGCCUUGGUUCUCUUCUGAUAAAUACAACACUGUGUUUGUUUUUCUACUGGCUAGCCUUGGUUCUGUUCUGAUAAAUACAACACUGUGUUUGUUUUUCUACAGGCUAGCCUUGGUUCUGUUCUGAUAAAUACAACACUGUGUUUGUUUUUCUACCGGCUAGCCUUGGUUCUCUUCUGAUAAAUACAACACUGUGUUUGUUUUUCUACUGGCUAGCCUUGGUUCUCUUCUGAUAAAUACAACACUGUGUUUGUUUUUCUACUGGCUAGCCUUGGUUCUGUUCUGAUAAAUACAACACUGUGUUUGUUUUUCUACUGGCUAGCCUUGGUUCUGUUCUGAUAAAUACAACACUGUGUUUGUUUUUCUACUGGCUAGCCUUGGUUCUGUUCUGAGCUGUGUUUGUUUUUCUACAGGCUAGCCUUGGUUCUGUUCUGAUAAAUACAGCACUGCAAUUCGCUGA
Oncorhynchus masou masou (cherry salmon) is the source of this 5148-nucleotide messenger RNA. RefSeq names its product guanine nucleotide-binding protein subunit alpha-12. Gene Ontology annotation, cellular component: brush border membrane; heterotrimeric G-protein complex. The annotation marks the transcript as partial. The record is from RefSeq and is a predicted model, not a curated record. Gene Ontology annotation, biological process: adenylate cyclase-modulating G protein-coupled receptor signaling pathway; Rho protein signal transduction. NCBI's taxonomy places the organism in Eukaryota, Metazoa, Chordata, Actinopteri, Salmoniformes, Salmonidae. Gene Ontology annotation, molecular function: G-protein beta/gamma-subunit complex binding; D5 dopamine receptor binding; guanyl nucleotide binding. The transcript is spliced from 4 exons.